CUUCACUCUUCUAAAGAAAUCCAAAGACAAAAAAAAUCACCCUUAAGUCUCUCUUUCAUUGCUUCUUGCCUUUCAAUAACCCUAAUAGCUAAACCGAUUUCUUCUUCGUCUUCUUCAAAACAUAGAAUGAAUCUCACAACCAAAACCGCAAUUAUAGCGGUUUAUGUCAUAUUAGUAUUGGUUCCUGGUUCUUGCAGAGCCACGAGGAUUGGAUCGAUGAAGGUUUCAUCGGAUAUGGGAUCAAGAAGAACAAGACACGAGAUGGGUUUCGAAAUCAACGGUCAGAAAUUUCACUUCAUGUCCAAAAAGGCUAGAGUGCCUCCUUCGGGACCUUCCAAGAGGCACAAUUCUCUACAACAUUAACAUUUUAUAUACGACGCAUAUGUAAUCUUUGUUUCUUUAGUCACAUAUAUACUUAGGAUAUUCUUGAAAUUGUUAUCGAAGGAAAUGUUUUUUAUUAUUCAAACACGGCUUUCUCGGCCUUUUCACUUUUUCUCCCUUCUGUUCUUCGAAGGGUUUCUUUUGUUUUGCUGGUUAAUAUCAUAAAGGAGGUAUAUACGCAGUAUUCUUUCACAAAUACGCAAGUACGCAUGUGUAUCUACGCAGAAGCAAUACACUUGUGUAAAGAAUACAUACGCAGUAUAAUUUGUAUUAAUUGCGUUUACAAUCAUGUAUU
Tarenaya hassleriana is the source of this 676-nucleotide messenger RNA. Its product is annotated as protein IDA-LIKE 1. The coding region runs from base 127 to 363 and encodes 78 amino acids. The transcript has a single exon. The record is from RefSeq and is a predicted model, not a curated record. Lineage: Eukaryota; Viridiplantae; Streptophyta; Magnoliopsida; Brassicales; Cleomaceae.